UCCAUUUUAAACGACUUGACUUGGUAGUGCGUCUACUGCUGCUGCUGGAGGUGGAAAAUGCACGAAACAGACACAUAAAGAUGAGAAGAGCUUUGGCUAAUUAACUGAACGAACUGCUACCAAAUGGCAGAGAAUUACUGGAAGAGGGUAAGCAUGGGUCGGUUGAUUUUAUGGUCCAUUCUAAUCGCUAGCUGCUUGCUGGUGAUAUUAAUAUCCUCUGUCACCUCCAGUAAAUGCAUUGAUGGGGAGAAACAAGUACUUCUCGAGUUUAAGCUCAACGUUCCUGACGAUCUACGCUCUUGGGGGAACCCUAAUGAAGAUUGUUGCCGCGAUUGGGAUGGAGUUCGGUGUGAUGAGCGUACUGGUCAUGUCAUCCAGAUUGAUCUUCAAGGUAAGUAUCUGUCCGCCAAGGUUAGAUAUUCUAGCAUUCCAUUCAUUGAUGAGCUCCCCUACUUGAAGUAUUUGAAUCUUAUUGAUAACCCCGGGUUGCUCGCACCCCAGAAUAUCUCAUCCUUGAUUGGGAAUCGCAAUAAUCGUAGCUCUGCUAUAGUUUCCCUUCAACAUCUGAAACUUGGAAACAAUGCAAUUGUUGGCAGCAUUCCUGAAGAUUUUGGAAACACCAUGCCAUCCCUCAGGCACCUUGAUCUCAGCUGGAAUAGGUUACAAGGUUCUAUUCCUGAAGAUUUUGGACACAGAAUGCUUGCUCUCACGCACCUUGAUCUCAGCUCGAAUAGUUUAGGAGGUUACAUUCCCAAAAAAUUUGGAAACAACAUGCUUGCCCUCACGCACCUUGAUCUCAGCAAAAAUAGCUUACAAGGUUCCAUCCCUGAAACACUUGGAAAGAUGGUUAAGAUGACUUCCCUUGACCUGCACAUGAAUUGGUUGGAAGGUCACAUUCCUGAAGCUCUCGGGAAUAUGUCUGCCCUUGAAGCUCUUAAUCUUGGCAGGAAUAGACUCAUAGGAGAAAUCCCGAAAUCCAUUUGGAACAUAUGCACUCUGCGAAACCUGACCAUGGAUUCCAAUCGUCUUAGCGGAAGCUUAACAAUAUCGACAUUAUGCCUGAAUCACCCUCUGCAGCAGCUAUAUUUACAUCGCAACCAAAUCACAGGGUUAUUUCCUGAUCUUACCAUUUUCCCUUCUUUGGCCAUAUUAUCUCUUGCAUAUAACCUCCUAGAUGGGGUCAUUUCCGAACAUCACUUUGUUACUCUAUCCAAACUACGCCACCUGGGUUUAUCUUUUAACAACUUCACUUUUAAUGUCACCCCUGCUUGGCUUCCUCCUUUCCGAUUGGAAACGAUAGCCCUUAGGUCUUGCAAGUUGGGCCCCAAGUUUCCUAAUUGGCUUAGAACUCAAUUCAAUUAUAGACGGCUUGACAUUUCCAAUAGCGGCAUCUCAGAUUCAAUUCCCUCCUGGUUUUGGAAUACAACUAAGUUUAUGAGUGUUAAUGCUUCUCAUAACGAAAUCACGGGAACAUUUGGAAAUGGUGGUCAAGCAUCAAUCAACGGCAAUGAACUAGAUAUGAGUUUCAAUAAACUAGAAGGUGCCAUUCCAAUCUUUUUUUUCAAUGUGAAAGCACUGUACCUUUCUCAGAAUAAGUUCACUGACCUGAACUCCCUAUGUGACGUUAAGGCAGCAGCUGGUUUGAAGGUAUUGGAUAUCUCGUUCAAUCAACUUUCAGGAACACUUCCAGAUUGUUGGUUAAGUCUCCAUAGUCUGGAAGUUCUCAACUUGGCAAACAAUGACAAUCUAUCAGGGAGUCUUCCAACUUCCAUUGGAUUAUUAGCUUCCCUGAAGGCAUUGCAUCUUGACCAUAACAAUUUUACAGGCACUCUACCUCCAUCCAUGAAAAACUGCUCCAACUUGGUAGCUUUACACAUGGGACACAAUAACCUAUUUGGACCAAUACCAGAUUGGGUGGGUGAAAAUCCAAAACAGCUGGCAAUACUUGUGCUAAGAUCCAACCACUUCAAUGCAAGUGUACCCACAAGUCUGUGCCGUCUCCAAUCUCUUCAACUGUUGGACCUGUCCUUGAACCACAUCUCAGGGACUCUUCCUAAAUGUCUUUCUAAUCUCACUAAAAUGGCUGUCCAUGAACAAAAUCCCAGUGCCAGCAUUUCUUAUUCCAUAGCAGGUAAAUCCCAUGGUAUUGAUGAAGCCUUUAGCCCAGAUGACGAAAUAAUAGAUGUUGUGUGGAAAGGUAAGGUCACUGAAUUCCGAAGUACAUUAAAACUCGUAAAGAGUAUUGAUCUAUCAUCCAACAUGUUGAAUGGGGAAGUUCCUACUGAAAUCUCAUUGCUUGUUGGGUUGGUUUCUUUGAACUUAUCUCGAAACAACCUAAUGGGACAGAUUCCUUUAAGGAUUGGUAACUUGGCAAACUUAGACUCUCUUGAUUUGUCUAAUAACCAUUUAUCUGGUUCCAUUCCUCAAAGCCUUGGCCUAAUUCAUGGCAUAAGUGUUCUCAAUGUGUCCAACAAUAACUUAUCAGGAAAAAUUCCGAAAGGCACACAACUUCAGAGCUUUAAUGCAAGUGCAUACGUAGGGAAUCCCGAGCUAUGUGGAGAUCCACUCCCGAACAGCUGUCCAGGAGAGGAAAAAACUCAUCGUUCUCCACCUCGAUUCAGUGAAAAAGAAGAAGAUGGUGCUUCUAAUAGAGACGAAACGAAUACGAUUUUUGGUGGUGAGUUUUAUGCAAGCAUGGUGAUCGGAUAUGCGGUUGGAUUUUUGGGAGUUGUUGGGACAAUACUAUUCAGCAGGUCAUGUAGGUUUGCAUAUUUCAAAGUCCUUCAGGAUGUUGCUAAUUGGGCUUAUGUUGUGGCUGCAAUCCAUAAGGCAAAGUUUGUGAGAAGAAUUGGGGGUUAACAGAUCAGGGAUCUGCACUGGUUCUCCCUGAAGGCCUAGUGGCGAUGCGGCGGGGAGGGGUGGCGUUCGUGCUGAUAAGGCACAAUGGCUGUAGAUAAAGUGGUGGUGAUGUUGGAUGAGGCGGCAGGUAGCACGGCACGGCGCCAUUGGCGCCAGUCGUGGCAGCAAAGAUGACGGCAGUCUAGUGCCAGACGGCUGCGCCAUCGAGAAAGUGAAGAGAACAAUGAAACCAGCUUUUCCCAAGCAAGACUUCCCUGACAAUGAAAAGAAAACAUACCCUGCAAGUGUGGUUUUAAAUGAUAGCUCGGAAGAAUAAGUAAGCUUGUUAAGGGCCAAACUGGAAGAGAAGGAAAAAGAACUUGCAAACGUUUACAGAGAAAACUAGAACCUGAACCAAAGAAUGAACGAAAAGGCUAUGGAGGCAUCAUCAGCCAAGGUAAAGGAAUAAGAAACUACUCUCCACGUAAGAAAAAAAAGAAACUACUCUCCAUUUGAAGCAGGCUAAAGAAGAGCUGGCAUCAAAAUGUUUGGCGAGCUCUGGAGAAAGAAGAGCCAGAAAUAAUAAGGGUAUACUACGUUCAAAAUCCAUCAUCCAUGAUGUUGUGACUUGUGAGAACACUGGGCAUCAUUUUCUGGAAAACUACGGACAUUUUAUAGUAAUUGUAUUGGAUGUUAUUUGUGUGUCUUCGAAUUAUAUGGCAUUUUGGAUGAGUAUGGUUGGUAGAAUAUGAUAUUAUGUGGGAACAUUGUUUUUUUUUUGUAAAACUCAUAUAGUUUUGGUUCGUUCUGCUAUAAAGACCGCUGGAGGGGCUCUCCUCUAGGUUGGUUAGUUUUGUUAGUUUAUGUUUUAUUUUUUCUAUGAGCAUAUUUUCUUUGCUUAAACUUUUCAACAACGUUAGUACACCGAAUCCUACCUUUUUUUGUUUCACGGGAUUUAAUUUCAGUUUCUUACGGUUAGUUGAUUUAAUAGUUUUAGUGUUGAAUACGAAGUGAGUCUAAGAAUACUAAUCUAUAUCUAUAUAUUAUUAAGGAUGUUUUUACUUGGACUGUAAUUUGUCCCAGACCAGACCAGACCAGUCCAGACCAGACCAGACCAGUUCAGACCAGACCAGACCAGACCAGACUUGGAUAGUUAUAAAAAUACAAAGAAACCAGACCUUACCAGACCAGACCAGACCAGACCAGACCAGACCAGAUCAGACCAGACCAGACCAGACCAGACCAGCAAAUUACAGUCCAAGUAAAAACAUCCUAACUCAACUAAGUGAGUCUCCCUCCUAAACUUUAGGUCAUUUAAGUAAAUUCCUCCGGAAUCACUUAUCCCUUAAUCGGCCCCUGCUACUCCUCCGUUUUCUCAUCUUUUUCUUUUUCUUUAGGUUUCAGAAGUUCUCGGCUCUCCUCCUUGACAUGUGUUUUUCAUUCUUCCAAUACUUAAGCUGCCUCCAUCUCUCCUCUUCUUCAGCCGCACCCGAGAACCUGCCUACACCAUGCAACCCCCAACCGUGAUGUCAAGCAAUUCACAAAGAGGCGCAUUUGGUGGUUCCAAAUGAAGGUUAAAAGGAAAAAUCAGCAAUUUUCUUCUUUGAUUCCAUAUUCAGUUUGGUUCUGUUUUUCUAUAAUGACCUUUUCUUUUGUUUUCUCUUGAUAUCUAUGUAGUUACAAUACUUUGGUUUUCUUUUCCUUUUUGGCAACGUGAUCAUUUUUUAACCUUACAUUCUCUUUAGUUAGGAUUUGAUAGUCCGAGAUGAUUUUAGUUUUAAAUGAGGUUAAACAAGACAUGAAACUGGUAAUGCUAAAUGUGAAAAGCUUUUCAACUA
This is a messenger RNA of Cuscuta epithymum, 4676 nucleotides long. Lineage: Eukaryota; Viridiplantae; Streptophyta; Magnoliopsida; Solanales; Convolvulaceae. The record is from the annotation of a GenBank genome assembly.